AUCAAACACCCCCAUCCCAUCUUCCAAACAUAGAAAAAGUUCAAAAGAAGAGGAAGAAAUGAGAUUAGCUUUGCUUUGUGUUUCAUUAAUAAUUUUUAUGAUGGUUUUAGCCAUCGUCCAUGGAUUUUCUUAGGACAUCCAUGCCCCCUCCCAUUCCCACCUCAAAAUCACCUCCCAAUUUGUCCAAAUCUAGGGGUAGUCACAGAAUCCCAUAAGCUAAAAGACAUAUCUCGCUUCAUCAUCAACACGAAAACCCUCCCUUUUUCAUUUUUUUCUUGUAUUCCCUCUCGAAAACUGCCUACGUUUUUCCCAUCACCCUUAACCUCCUCCGGUUUCAAGUUUCUUGAAUCACACAGAAAGCAGCAAGAAGAAGCAAAACCCAUCUCAUGCACUGUCCACGAAAACAAGCUGACUCACUCCAUUUGCCUGAACACACAUUAUAAAUCAUCUAUCCCUCUCUUGCCCUUCUCUCUCUCUCUCUCCAUCUUUCCUCAGAGAAGGGCAAAGAGAAACGCUUCAUCGUAUCAUAGUCAAGAAAUGGCAGUGUGCACUGUCCACACAACCCAAUUACUCAACCCCACAUGCUCAUCAAUCGCAAGCUUCCACAAGAAACAGGUCCUUUUCUGCACUUAUGGCAGCAGAGCCACCAAGAGGGGAGGGGUCAUCAUCCAAAGCCACCCGUCAUCACCCGGUGUGGUCAUUUGCUCAGCGGCUGGCCGCGGCGACACACUGGUGAUCGGUCUCGCUGCCGACUCGGGGUGCGGGAAGAGCACCUUCAUGAGGAGGCUCACAAGCGUGUUCGGAGGGGCGGCUGAGCCCCCGAAGGGCGGGAACCCGGACUCCAACACCCUCAUCAGCGACACAACAACCGUGAUAUGCCUGGAUGACUACCACGCCCUGGACAGGACAGGGAGGAAGGGAAAGGGUGUCUCCGCACUCGACCCGCGCGCCAACGACUUCGACCUCAUGUACGAGCAGGUCAAGGCGCUCAAGGAAGGGAAGGCAGUCGAGAAGCCCAUCUACAACCACGUCACCGGCCUCCUCGACCCGCCGGAGCUCAUUGUGCCGCCCAAGAUCCUUGUCAUUGAGGGUCUGCACCCAAUGUUUGACCAACGUGUGAGGGAAUUGCUGGACUUCAGUAUUUACUUGGACAUAAGCAGCGAGGUGAAGUUUGCUUGGAAGAUUCAGAGAGACAUGGCUGAGAGAGGACACAGUCUUGAAAGCAUCAAAGCUAGCAUUGAGGCCAGAAAGCCAGACUUUGAUGCUUAUAUAGAUCCACAAAAGCAAUAUGCAGAUGCAGUGAUUGAAGUGUUGCCAACCCAACUCAUUCCUGAUGACAACGAGGGGAAGGUGUUGAGAGUGAGACUGAUAAUGAAGGAAGGAUUGAAGUACUUCAAACCGGUUUACCUCUUUGAUGAGGGCUCAACAAUUUCAUGGAUUCCUUGUGGAAGGAAACUCACCUGCUCUUACCCUGGCAUCAAGUUCUUCUACGGCCCUGACACUUAUUUUGGCCAUGAGGUGUUUGUGUUGGAGAUGGAUGGGCAAUUUGACCGACUAGCUGAGCUGAUAUAUGUGGAGAGCCAUCUCAGCAACAUCUCCACCAAGUUCUAUGGAGAGGUCACCCAGCAAAUGCUGAAGCACUCUGAUUUCCCCGGAAGCAACAAUGGCACAGGCCUCUUCCAAACCAUCAUUGGCUUGAAGAUCAGAGACCUCUGGGAACAAAUAGUUGCCACCAAAACUGGUGCCCCAUUGGAAGCAGCAAAAGCUUGAAACUUUCUAAAUGGCAGGAGAAAAAAUAUCACCCAUAUUGAUCAUUCUCUAGCCCCAUUUUAUCCUUUACUAUUUUUUCUCUUCUUUUUUUUCUUUACUUCAUCACCCAAAUUAUUUUUCCUUCAUGCUUCGGCCCGCAUAGAGGAAAGCGCUCAGCAUGUAUUUACUUCCCCCCUGUGUAAUUCCAAUCCAAUUUGUAACAUAGAGGAAUAAAAGCAGAAGAUUGUAUAUACUUAUGAAAGCAAUUAAUAGAUAGACUGUGCAUUAUAUAAGACGAACUUGCAAUAUCAAGGACCGUCCAGGGAAGGAAAAAAAUCAUUCACAGUGUUUGAAACAGAGGAUUGCGACAGACCUUGUCAAGUCAUCAUCUUUAAACUUAUCUUCGACCUUAAUGCACAUGAUAAUAACUGUUUGUCAAUUGUAAACAGAUCGUGACCUGAUGAACCAGCAUAACAAAGUGCAUAAUUUUGCC
This is a messenger RNA of Eucalyptus grandis, 2242 nucleotides long. RefSeq names its product phosphoribulokinase, chloroplastic. Gene Ontology annotation, molecular function: phosphoribulokinase activity; ATP binding. Bases 538 to 1770 code for a protein of 410 amino acids. Gene Ontology annotation, biological process: carbohydrate metabolic process. Gene Ontology annotation, cellular component: cytoplasm; chloroplast. Lineage: Eukaryota; Viridiplantae; Streptophyta; Magnoliopsida; Myrtales; Myrtaceae. The transcript is spliced from 5 exons. The record is from RefSeq and is a predicted model, not a curated record.